Messenger RNA from Eriocheir sinensis (Chinese mitten crab), 9242 nucleotides. Its product is annotated as selenoprotein N-like. Gene Ontology annotation, cellular component: endoplasmic reticulum membrane. Lineage: Eukaryota; Metazoa; Arthropoda; Malacostraca; Decapoda; Varunidae. Gene Ontology annotation, biological process: calcium ion homeostasis; skeletal muscle fiber development. The coding region runs from base 422 to 1684 and encodes 420 amino acids. The transcript has 10 exons. The record is from RefSeq and is a predicted model, not a curated record.
UAAUCGUACUCAGAGCCUCGUAUAUACCGGUUUCUGACUCAUAGCUAUUCCCAAAAAUCACCAAUAAUUAACCAUUUUAACGAUAAGUAUAUAUGAAACCAGUUAUUGGGGCGGAAAUCGGCAAACAUGAGACAGAGUACGACAAUCUGGCAACGUACAUUCUUUCCAAAAUCUGCCCUGUUCGUUUGUUAUGAAGUCUUCUCUUGCUUAAAAGUGUCUCUCUGUUGAUGUUUGUGCCACGUAUUAGGAGUCGAAACAGGGCGGGGAAGUAAAUGGUGGCGGUGAGGGAAAUACAGAAAACGUAGGGAAGAUAAUUGGACCGCUAUCUUGUCCUGUCCUGCUUCUCGCCCACACUUUAUUAGCAGCUGGACAAGUUAUUCGUCAUCUCAUUACGUUUACUAAGAUAGAGAGAAAGUGAACGAUGACUUCACUUCGCUGGAGGGGAGAAGGGAAGGAGAGAGGAGUAAAGGAAGAAGAGGGAGAGGAAACAGAUGAGGCAAAGGAAAAACAAGAGAGGAAGAGAGGAAGUAUACCAGCAGCAGGAGGAGGAGGAAAAGGAGAAGGCACAGUCAAUAAGGAGGAGGAAACCCUAGGAGGCAGUGGAAGUCAUGGACAUAGUGAGAGUGAGGCCACAUCUGAGAGUGGUAGGGAUGCCUGGGUGAACCACAGGCAGCCGGGGCACCCAAGACAGCUGGCAGUGUGGCUCCUGAUCGUCAUCCUGGCUGCUUCCAAUGUGCUAUUACUUUAUGAACGCCAUGUUGGGGGCGAGGGGAAGAAGCCCCCCAAGACUCCAGAGAGGAUGGUGGAGCUGCACACCUCCUUCACCCCCCCACAAUCCUCUGCCUUCCUCCCCUUCCUGGACUCGGAGGUGUCAUGGAGGAGCCUGGCGGGGGUGCUGAGGUGGCGGAAGGCAGCUUCAUCAUGGGGGUGGGUGCCAAUGUCCUCCUUUUCGGCCCUCCUGCCCCCAGACUCCCCCGCCAACACCGCACAGCCUGGGCAUGUGUGGACACUGCUGCCAGACACCACCCAGGGGGCCUACCUUCAGAGCACCAGGUACGUCCCUCCCUCACCUGCUGGGCCUGCGGAGGAGCUGCUGUCCCACCUCCUGUCCCUCCUGCACCCUCAGCCCUUCCUCAUGUCCAGGUAUGGGCCGAGGGGGGCGGCAGCGGUGGUUAGGGCCAGGACAGAUCACCUGCUUGAGAUUUGGUUCAGGGUCCAUGCAGAGUUCCAGCUGAAUGCCCCACCCAGGCUGCCACUUUGGUUCACCCCGGCCGCCUUCCUGGGCCAGGUGGUUAUCAAUGCUUCGGAUGGGAUGGUCAAUGCUUGUGACAUUCACGUGCCGACUACACGCUCUCUUAACCUGGACCUAGAGUGGUUGACGGGCCCUAACGAGGCAGUGGACAUGGAGGUAACAAUAACACACUUGCCGGAGAUGAGGGUCACCUGCUCCUCACCUGUCCCCUCUGCCAUACCUGUCUGGGCCCAAGAGAUACCUGAGGAGGCAGCUUUGUCCCUCCUGGAGAAGCACAUGUACAGCUUCAUGCAGGUCCAGUACCACAAUUUCAGUGACGUUUUCAACCACACGAGUCACACAGCAGCAGGGGAGGGACAGCAACGGCAGCAACAACAGAGUCUGGUUCACACGAUGGUGCUGUGGGGUGUGUUGUCUGACCAGUCCUGCUGAGGGUCAGGUCGUGCCCUGCGGGAGGGGGCCCUUGCCUCCCCCAGGGUGAUGGCUCUGCUGCAGCAGCACUUUGUCUCAUGCUGGACUCUGCUUGAGGAGGUGCAGAGAUAUGCACAAGAUCUUCCACCGCCACACUCCACACCACUAUUGGCAGCAGCAGCAAAGGCGGCAGUGGCUGCUUAUACCUUCCCUGUACAAAUACUUAUCCAGAAUGCUGCUAGUGGCUCCGUCCUCGCCUCCGUCAAUGCCAAUGAGCUGCUCAACACAGAUCUCGAGGCUCACAUGGUGCUCCAGGGGUUUGAUGAUCCUGUUGAUUAUGCCUACUACAGCUUCCUUCGCCAGGCUGUGGAUGAGCUGGUGGGGGUGAAGGAGGGAACGGGGAAAGGAGUGUAGGUAGGAAGAAAGGAAAGAUUUUAGUUUGGAAAGAAGGAAGGGAGGGUAUGAAGAAAAGAAAGAAAAGAGGGUAGAUAUGAUACUGAGGUAGGAAGUAAGAGAAGGAAGGUAGUGUAGAAGAAAGGAAGGAGGGAAGAGGGUAGAUAGGGCACUGAGGUAGGUAGGUAGGAAGGGGGGGGGUCCAUGUUUUAAUCUUAGAUAUAUCACUUUGUUCUACCUGGCUGUGAAGGAUAUUUAUAAGUUUUGAAAUAAGAGAACAGUAGAUAAAUAAAAAAAAAUGUAGGGCGUUAGGUAGAGAGGGAGAGGGUGAGGGGAUGAUGAACAAACUUGAAGACUGAUGGACAAGCUCACUAGAGGGACCAAAGAAUGCCACCGGUAUAGUACCUGAACAUUUUUAACUACUUAAGAAUAUUGCAUCAUUGUUAGGGGGGAGAGAAGAGGCUGGAAUGAGGAAGCUUUAUAAUGUGUGCUGGGCUUAAUUGUGACAACCUGAUUUGAUGGAUUUUAAACAAUUAAUGGAUUAGGAAGUAGUUGAACCAAUAUUUUUUACCAUGGAUAUUUUAGAAGAUAUAAGAUGUGAACUCGUGCUGUCUGUAUACAGUCAAACCUCGGUUUUUGAAGACUUUUUUCGUCAAAAUUUUGUCCCAGUUUUCGUACAUCCACUCGGUUUUCAUACAGUUGAAAACGGUCCGUACCAAACUCGUCCGCCUGCCCGCGUGACUCGGCCACUUGUUUCCUGGAAUCAAGCACCCACGCAUUCCUGACUCAUAGCCCUAUGCUUGUCUCCCAAUGUCAUCCUCGAAGGAAAACUUAGCAUUUCCGAGGUACCGCUGGAUCUCCCCUUGAACCAUUCUCUUGGGACAUAAUUAGGAAUUAUAUCGUCAUUUAUGCACGAUGAAGUGCUACACUAUGUUCACAGCAUGAAGUCCGUUCUAGUUGUGGCAGAUUCUGGAAUUCCCAUGAGUGCGGCGCUGCCAGUUCGACCGCCAAUUAGGUUGUGGGUAGGUAGGUAGGGAGACAGUGUUAAUCUGAUAAUUGGUGAUCAAACUGGCAGCGCUGCACUCAUGGGAAUGUUUGGAAAGUUUUGUUUAGUUGGCGCAACAUCUGUGGUCAUAUGCUGGAGAGAGACAAAAGGGGAAGGAAUUAUAGGAAAAGGGAACAGAUCCCAGGAGAUGGGACACAACCCCCAAUUAAUACCUGAUAACCAUUCACUGCUGGGUGGACAGGGGCGUAGGGUAUUGGAAAAGCCGCCCAAAUUUUUCCACUCUGCCCGGGAAUUGAACCCGGGCUUUCUUGGUUGUGAGCCGAGUGUGCUAACCACUGCACCACGAAGCACUCAUGGGAAUUCCAGAAUCUGCCACACCUAGAACGGACUUCAUGCUGUGAACAUAGUAAAGUAUAUUCUCUUUGGCAUUAAAUACAUGAAUUUCAAUCCACUUUGACCCGAAUACGAGGAAAAAAUUACAGAUACAAACACGUUUACAAGACUUUGGUGUUCAAGCGAACUAACGAAGUCCUUAUGGAGGGAGAUUCCCCUUCCAAACAGUAACCUCCUCCUCCCUCUCCCCUCCCCGCUGUCUUUCAUACGCCAACAAGAGUCUUCAAUAAAGGCAAAAAUGAUGUUCAAUGUUCAUUUAUUUAUCAUUGUUUUCUGUAUGUAAAACUAUAGUUAUUCUCUAUAAAAUGUAUUUUUUGUUAAUAUUUUUGGGUGUCUGGAAUGGAUUAAUUGGAUUUACAUUAUUUCUUAUGGGAAUUAUUGCUUCAGUUUUCGUACAUUCGGUUUUCAUCAGACUUUUUUGAAUGGAUUAAUCGCGAAAACCGAGGUUCCACUGUAUUAGCCAGAAUAAGAAAGGAAAAGGAUAUAUGAUAUGUCGGUUCUAUACAGUCUUCAUAUGUUACUAGUAUUAAUGAUCUCAUUUUAUUAUUCAAGGUUUGGGCUAAUUAUUUUCAUUGAAAGGCAGGACAGGAUGAGGCUGAAGGAGGGGAAAUGACACAGUGCAACAACCAGACAGCCAUGCGCAGGUAACACCACAAGCGGGAGAGAUGAGCAAGAGGAGGCUGGGGGCUCAGUACCUCAGGAAGAGAAAGCUAAGACUUGCAGUAAUUUAUUUUUCUCCUGUACGUAGAGUAGGGCUGAGAGGUAAUGAAUGGAAUAGUCUUGUGGGACCAGUAGUUGUAGCAGUAGUAAAAGCAAUAGUAGUAGAAAUAGUAGUGGUAAUGAAGCGUUAUUUUUUAUUGAAGCCUCAUAAAUUUAAAGAUUGAAAUAGCAUUUAUAGGAAAGUGCCUUAUAUGAUCUACAUAAUGAUAUUUUAGGGGAACAGAAGAUAACAAAAGAAGGGAAGGGUGAGAGGAUAACAAAAGAAAGGGAGUUAUGGGAGAGAGAAAUGGAGAGUAAAGGGGAGGGAAGAAAAGUAAAGGAGAAUGAAAAGGAAGGGUUGGGGAGAGAAAUGGAAAAUAAAGGAGAAGGGAAGGGUGGGGAAGGGAAAUGGAUGCCAAGCUCAUGAAGUUGUGGCUGUAAAGUGUCAAAACUGAGCCAAGAUGGAAGACCCUUGCUUGGCACCCAGCUUUCUUUCCUCCCUUCGCUUUCCAGUGGACAGGUGAACUGAUCUAAGGUACUGGAAUGGGCGAGGGGGAAUAGUAUGAAACAGACUAAGUAUUUUGAUUUUGUAUUACUGAAAUAUUAAGGUCUGAAUGGUUUGCUCAUUGACAUUUUUGGAUAAUUUUGAUUUACAUUGCACUUUUGUUAUGUUUUUAGAACUAUUUAUUUUGUAUCGUAGUGUGCACUUUUCUCUUGUUAAAGUGCAUGAAUCCCUUGUAGUAUGCUAAUAAAACUCACACUGGCAGGACAUAACCUCUCUUCCUAACAUCGUAAACGGUGGCAGUGUCCACCGAAACUGUUUGGGGAAAUAUGUCCUUCGUCUGCCAGUGAGGGUUUUAUUCAUGAGUAGCUGUUUGUUGGUGAUGUACAAAUAUUAGCCUGUGAUCUUUUUGUGAUUGUGUUUUUGUUUGGUGCUAUUGAUUUGUAUCAACACUUUUGAGAACCAACGAUGAAACUUGUGAUGCAAAUAUAUAUUAUUUUCUCACAUGCAGUGUGUUCAGAAUGUGAAUUGUAGUUGUAGACAGUGUUCAGCAAGCAAAUUGUGCACAGUUUUAAGUCAUAAAUACUUCAAAGAGCCCCUGGAGGAAUGUUAAGCAUUUGGUUUUAAAAGAAACAAAUUUGAGUGUGCCUUAUGUUUAUUCAAGUCUUUCAGACAAAUGGUAAGCAGAAUUCUCAGGUUAUUGAAUGUAAGCUCAUACAAUGCUGAUACACAAGUUUUGAGGAGCAGCAAAACUUUUUUCAGAUUUGACUAGUGUUUUCCCUUUUCCCUAACAGCCAUCUCCUGAAGUUUGAGGUGACAAGUGGAUUGUCCCGCCACUGUGUGCAAGGCAUUACUCCAUCCAGGCCAGUAACGGCUGCUUGAGGAAUUGAAACACCUGGCAGGGUCCUCAGUGCACCACACCUGAAAGAAGCAGUUCCUAACCAAGAUGAACAUUCCAGCUUCCCAGGCAAGCCAUCUUGUCUCAAAGAACAGAAAUUGAAGUUAGGAAGUUUAUUAGGGCAGUCAGCAUGAAAAUAUGAAAUACUGAUAGAAGACAGAAAGAGGUAGAAGAUUGUCGAUAAGAGGAGGGGAGUUUAUGAAACGAAGAGCCUUUGGCUCCACACAUGAGAUGCAUACUUCAUACAAGGGCAGACAUUCCCGUAUAUAGACAGCAUCUGGGAGGAGGAAAGAACUGGCGGAGACAAUACACAAUGCCAAACCUCAAGGCAGUGGAUUUAGCAAGAGAUGAGAUAUGAAAUUUUCAGAUAAGAUUUUAAGCAAGGUCUGAGGUUAAGCAUUCUGUAGCAUCCAGCCUGAAGUCAUGUUAUUCCUAUUGGAAUGGAUAGGAGGGUUUGUUUUGGAAAGAUCAUUAAUGAAUAACAAAGAGUGGGAGAUAGGACAGAGCCCUGCAGAACAGUGACCGUCUACCACAGCAGAGAUAAGAAUGGCCAGAAAGGAAACUGAAGAUAAAAGUACAGAGAGAGGGAUAGAAUCCAUAGGAAGGUAGUUUAGAAAGCAGAGAGUUGUGCCAGACUCUCAAAAAAAGCCUUUGAAAUAUAUCUAAGGCAAACAGCAAAAGUUUCACUGAAAUGGCUAAGAGAGGAAAACCAGGAGUCAGUCAAGAUGGCAAGAUCACCAGAAGGACAACUCUUGCAAAACUCUUAAUAGCAAUCAAAGAGGUCAUCAGUUUAUGAAUGCUUCAGAAUUUUCUGGAUAAGGAUUGAUUCAAAAGCUUUACAGGAAAUUAAAGCUACAGGAUGGUAAUUUAAGGGAUUGGAACUGUUAUCUGUCUUAGGCGAAGGCUGUAUGUAGGUGUACUCCCCGCAGGAAUGUAAAGUAUUGGCAGAUGCUGAAAGGCAGAGUUUGACCAGGCAUGGUGUCAGCACAGAAGCACAGUUUUGAAGGACAAAAGGAGGCACUCCUGUGGGUCCAUAAGCCUUCUGAGGAUUGAGGCCAGAUAGGACAUAGAAAACAUUUUUAGAAAUUUCAGUAACCAGUAUAGUGGAAUCAGUCAAGGGAUGAGUAGGAGGAAUAUGCCCUGAAUCGUCUAAAGUGAAAAUUUCACAGGAUAUUAUAUUCACAAUAUAGUGUAUAGCUCAGCUUAACCCUUUCCAUCCGUGAUGCAGACGUUGGCGUCACAGUAUGGAAAGGGUCAAGAGGAAAUGGAAGAGGAUUAAUCCUCUUCUAAGCUUCUUAAUCCUCCUCUAAAUUCCUCUUAAGAGGCUUAGAAGAAGAUUAAGAGGAAAUGGAAGAGGAUUAAGAGGUUUAGAAGAGAACUAACGGUGACGCCGUCGGACGCCUGUCGGCGUCACCAGAGUGAAGGGGUUAAAGAGAUAUGUGACAGCAGUGCCUUUAUAUGAACUAAGGAGAAGUGAGAAAGAUGAAGUGGAGUUGUUGAGAUAUUUUUGGCCAAGUGCCAUAAGUCGGGAAAAAUUAAAUAGAGCAAGGUUUUGAGAUUUUCUAAAAAUUAUUUAACAAAAUGCUCCAACCUUGACAUCACUAAUUCUUUCAGACUUUUGGCACCUAGCAAAAAAUGUCUAAAUUCUUCUUCAUCUUUCUCACCUCUCCUUAGUCCAGAUAAAAACCCAGCUGUCACAUCUUUUUCUAAAGCUGGACUCUCUGCUCUAGACCAAGGCUACACAACUGGCACCCCAUUGUCUGAAUCCAGGCCGUCUAACUUAUGAGUGCUGUAGCUGGUCCCCAGGCUCCAGUAGAAAAAUAAUAUUAAAUAAUAUUUAGCUCCUUGACUGACUGGAAACCAAAUAUCUCCUCUUGCUAAAUCAGCUUCCUCAAGGUGAGGCAUCCUGUAUCAACUCCUCCCAGGGCUAAACCUAAAAUUUUUUUAGUGGGUGGGCACUGGACUGUUGCUGCCUAUUGCGCCGGUAGGCAUCUUCCCGGUGGGGCCUGAUGGUCGGCCCAAGGCUUCUUCCAGGUGGGGCCUGAUGGUCGGCCCAAGGCUUCUUCCAGGUGGGGCCUGAUGGUCGGCCCAGCCCGUUCUGGCGCAGGCGAGUGUUUAUAGUGGCGCCAUCUUGCAUUGGCUCAUGCUGCCCCCCGGAACUCGUUCUUGAUUCGCUUGGACGGCUUCCUCUAGAGUCCGGGUUGAUGGGUGGUCUUCAGGACAGCAUGUGGGUAGUUUUAAGCCACUCGGCGGUGACUGAAAAAUCCGAGGUGGUAGCGUGGGGAUUCGAACCCGCGUCGUCCAUCACGCGGUGAAUGUGGGCCCAGUACGCUACCAGUUCAGCCACCGCCUACCCCAUACACGUAUGAUCUUUAAUGUGCGAUGACUAAUGUACCACUCAGAAGUCAGAAUCUGGACAUUGUAUAAAAUGAUCACUUUUCUUGUGAAACAUGCACACACAUUAUAAUUAUAGUAUAUAUAUGCAUAUAUAUACGUGUGUGUGUGUGUGUGCCGAGUGAGAUUCGUGCAUAUGGCAGCGUAAUGCCAAGGUAUACAUAGUAAAAUGACGCAAACACCCCCCCCUUUUGGGCGUAAUUAAUUUAGUGGGUGGACAAUUUAUUUUUGUAGGUGGGUAGUACCCCACCCAGUUAACAGGUUACGUUUAGGCCUGACUCCUCCUCCUCUUACUGACAGUAGUCUUUUAGCUCUCAACUUCUGCCACGGUGUUGCCUCUUUAUCGUCUAUUGAUUUUUCAUGCUGACUGCCCUUCCCACAGCCCUCUGCACACAACUUUCUACUCCAGCCCACCUCUGCUAUCCAAAUCCCUUAUGCAAGAGGUAGCCAUCAUUUACAUUCCUUCCACUGGUAAACUCUAGAACUGCCUUCCUUUGUCUGUAUAUCCUCCUGCCUACAAGUUAACCUUUCUCUGUAGAAGAGUAUUAAGACACCGUGUUUUCUUUUGCUGGAGUAACACUUUUUUGUUGUUGUUGCCCUUGAACUGCCUCAUGUGCUGUAAAAAAAGUUUGGAAGGGUUAGUAAAUAACUGGUGGGGACACUCAUCUUGUUUGAUUGAAAAAUUCCAGUUAUUUCCUGGAGCCUCUUUGGUAUCCAUGAUUUGUACCAGGUUCAGGAAACUAACUGGAUUUUUUCUAUUUAAUCAAACAAGAUGAGUGUCCCCAUCAGUAUAUAUUUACUGAACCUACCAGACUUUUUUUACAGCACAGGCGGCGGCUCAAUGGCAACAACAAAAAAACUCAAGAUACACAUCCUCUAUUCUUUAACAACAUUCAGCUGUCCCCUUACUUUACAAUAAUUAUUCUUGGUCUAUCCUCAACUCAAAAUCUCAACUGGAAACCAAAUAUCCCUUCUCUUGCUAAAUCAGCUUCUCCGGCAAAACAAAAUUGAAUGAGUGCCCAGAAGUGGUCUUUUCGGAAGGAGAGGUGUCUUGAUACUCCUUUCUAGUCUAGUCUAGUUGUAUGCAGGAGGAAAUACAGAUUAAGGAAGGUUGUCCUAGAUUUUACCAGUAAAAGGGAUGAAUGAAUGAAUGAAUGACCUUUUACUACAUAUAUCAUGCAUUACUCAUACCAAAAACCUACAAGUUUUCUCACAUGCCACCAACUUUACCUACUUUACCUUUGUUUUAUGUGACAUGCAUUGUAAUUUGUUGCAAUAAAGGAGCUAAACACUG